This is a messenger RNA of Echinops telfairi (small Madagascar hedgehog), 2149 nucleotides long. It is a transcript of the gene SERBP1, whose product is annotated as SERPINE1 mRNA binding protein 1. NCBI's taxonomy places the organism in Eukaryota, Metazoa, Chordata, Mammalia, Afrosoricida, Tenrecidae. The transcript is spliced from 8 exons. The record is from RefSeq and is a predicted model, not a curated record. The coding region runs from base 85 to 1326 and encodes 413 amino acids. Gene Ontology annotation, molecular function: mRNA 3'-UTR binding. Gene Ontology annotation, cellular component: cytoplasm; nucleus.
CUUGUGGGAAGAGCUGAAGCAGGCGCUCUUGGCUCGGCGCGGCCCGCUGCAAUCCGUGGAGGAACGCGCCGCCGAGCCACCAUCAUGCCUGGGCACUUACAGGAAGGCUUCGGCUGCGUGGUCACCAACCGAUUCGACCAGUUAUUUGACGACGAAUCGGAUCCCUUCGAGGUGUUGAAGGCGGCAGAGAACAAGAAAAAAGAAGCCGGUGGGGGCGGCGUUGGGGGCCCAGGGGCCAAGAGCGCAGCUCAGGCCGCAGCCCAGACCAACUCCAACGCGGCAGGCAAGCAGCUGCGUAAAGAGUCCCAGAAGGAUCGUAAGAACCCACUGCCCCCCAAUGCUGGCGUGGUUGACAAGAAAGAGGAGACGCAGCCGCCCAUGGCGCUUAAGAAAGAAGGUAAAGCUUGGGUAGAAGGAAUAAGGCGUGUUGGAAGAAGACCUGAUCAACAACUUCAGGGUGACGGGAAAAUAAUUGAUAGAAGGCCAGAAAGGCGACCACCUCGGGAAAGACGAUUUGAAAAACCACUUGAAGAAAAAAGUGAAGGAGGAGAAUUUUCUGUUGAUAGGCCAAUUAUUGACCGACCUAUCCGAGGUCGGGGUGGUCUUGGAAGAGGGAGAGGAGGCCGUGGACGUGGAAUGGGAAGAGGAGACGGCUUUGAUUCUCGUGGCAAACGUGAAUUUGAUAGGCAUAGUGGAAGUGAUAGAUCUUCUUUUUCACAUUAUAGUGGCCUGAAGCAUGAAGACAAGCGUGGAGGUAGCGGAUCUCACAACUGGGGAACUGUCAAAGAUGAAUUAACAGAUUGCCCCAAAUACAUUCAGAAACCAAUGUCUUAUAAUUGCAGUGACUUGGAUCAAUCAAAUGUGACUGAGGAAACACCUGAAGGUGAAGAACAUCCCGUGGCUGACACCGAGAAUAAGGAGAAUGAAGUUGAAGAGGUAAAGGAAGAGGGUCCAAAAGAGAUGACAUUGGAUGAGUGGAAGGCUAUUCAGAAUAAGGACCGGGCAAAAGUAGAAUUUAAUAUCCGAAAACCAAAUGAAGGUGCUGAUGGGCAGUGGAAGAAGGGAUUUGUUCUUCAUAAGUCAAAAAGUGAAGAGGCUCAUGCUGAAGAUUCUGUUAUGGACCAUCAUUUCCGGAAGCCAGCAAAUGAUAUAACAUCUCAGCUGGAGAUUAAUUUUGGAGACCUUGGCCGCCCAGGACGUGGUGGCAGGGGAGGAAGAGGUGGACGUGGGCGUGGUGGGCGUCCCAAUCGUGGCAGCAGGACUGACAAGUCAAGUGCUUCUGCUCCUGAUGUAGAUGACCCAGAGGCAUUCCCAGCUCUGGCUUAACUGGAUAUGCCAUAAGACAGCCCUGGUUCCUCCGUGGACCCUCCUCUCCGAGGCUUUGCAUGCUUAAGGAUCCCAAACGACUAAGAAAUUUAAAAAAAAAAAAAAAGACUGUCAUUCAUACCAUUCACACCUAAAGACUGAAUUUUAUCUGUUUUGAAAAUGAACUUCUCUCGCUACACAGAAGUAACAAAUAUGGUAGUCAGUUUUGUAUUUAGAAAUGUAUUGGUAGCAGGGAUGUUUUCAUAAUUUUCAGAGAUUAUGCAUUCUUCAUGAAUACUUUUGUAUUGCUGCUUGCAAAUAUGCAUUUCCAAACUUGAAAUAUAGGUGUGAACAGUGUGUACCAGUUUAAAGCUUUCACUUCAUUUGUGUUUUUUAAUUAAGGAUUUAGCUGUUGCCCCAAUUACAAAGUGGUUUUAAAUAGUGGACAUAAUAUUGGUCUUACUACCUGCUUUGCAUUUUCACACAUGGUCAGCUGGGACAUGUAAAAUUGAUUUGUCCAAUUUUAUGCUGUGUGGAAUACUAACUACUUUAUGUAUUUUAACUUAGUUUUAAUAUUUUCAUUUGGGGGAAAACCUUUUUUUCAGUUCUCAUGAUAGCUGUUAUAUAUGCUAAAUCUUUAUAUACAAAAAUAUCAGUACUUGAACAAAUUCAAAGCACAUUGGUUUAUUAACCUUUGCUCCUAUGGUGAUGCAUGGUUCAUUAGGUUCAAAUUAGACUUGAUUUACAGUUCAACGAUAUGACUUCCCAUUUUGAAAACUAAAUUAGAUACACUUGAUUAAAAUUGUGUAUGUUUAUUGUUGAGGGAUAAAUCCUAUCGAGUGAA